UUCAAGCACUUCAGCGCUGUGCUUUGCUCCUGAAAGGAAACACUGCAGACUUUUCUCUCGGUUUUGCUUCUUUUGCCUGAGACUUCCAGAGAUGGCCUCCAAUGCAGCAGACAACUAUAAUCAUGCAGAUUAUAUGGAUUAUAGUAUGCCAAGUGAGGCACCCAAUCCAGAGUUUGUCUACCUGAUCCGCAUCCGGAUGCUAUACAUCAUCAUGUACCUCAUCAUUUGCACCCUCGGUGUGACUCUCAACUCUUACGUCAUCAUCGCAGGCUGCUGCUUCUACCACAGGGUUCAGAAGUCCGCAGCGAGUGUGUGGGUCCUGGCCCUGGCUGUGACCCACCUGGUCUUCUCUGCAUUCCUGGUGCUGCAGUUCCUCUACGCCUGGUAUCACUUCAACUGGCAUUAUGGAGAGGCCCUUUGCAAGAUCUCAUCCUACAUUAUCUAUGCCAGCAUGUUCUCCACAGCUGCUCUGCUCAGCCUGUGGAGCAUCAGCAGCAGCAUCGGAAGUUGCUUUGAAAGGCUUCGUGCUAAAUGUAACAGUCGUGGCAUGUCCCUGAUCCUGGUUCUGAGCUCCUGGACAUUUGGGGUGAUUUUCAGCAGCCCGUCUCUGCUCUCCAGAGAGCUUCGCUAUACAAAGCUUGGAGAGGAGUGCAUCGACGACUACGAUUUUAAUAAAAAGACGACAACAGACUAUGGCAUGAAAAACUUCACCGCUGUUGUUCUCAGCAGGUUCCUGCUGGGGAUUUUGGUUCCAGUGUUGAUGAUGACCAUCAGUGCCUGUCUGGCACGACGGCAGAGUCAUGAUCAUGGGAGCCUGAAGAGGGUCACCUGUGCAAUAAAGGUGGCUUACUUCAUCUGCUGGACACCGCUGCUUGUUCUGGGGCUCCUUCACAGUAUAGAAAAAAAACAAGAAUCUUUCAACUAUGGAUCACCAGCAGCAACCACGUUGGCUGCAGCUCAUUCUUUCAUCAACCCAGUGAUCUAUCUUUUGCUGGGACGCAAAAUGAAUAUGGAGUGGAUGUACCAAGGUUAGACUGUCCAAAAAUAACACUAGUGAAGGCAGGGCACUCAACACCAUGUAACAAUAGUAGAAUAUGCCUAGACAUAUGGAAGUGGAAAUGGACAUGAACAGACAUUCCAGUACUCCUGGAAAAUACAUUCCUUUCUCGCACCAGGAUUUGAAAAAGAUAAAAAAUUUCAGAACAAAUUUUUUGGUUUAAUAGUACAU
Pygocentrus nattereri (red-bellied piranha) is the source of this 1228-nucleotide messenger RNA. Its product is annotated as chemokine-like receptor 1. The record is from RefSeq and is a predicted model, not a curated record. Gene Ontology annotation, cellular component: plasma membrane. The transcript is spliced from 2 exons. Gene Ontology annotation, molecular function: complement receptor activity; G protein-coupled receptor activity. The coding region runs from base 92 to 1033 and encodes 313 amino acids. Gene Ontology annotation, biological process: regulation of calcium-mediated signaling; complement receptor mediated signaling pathway; inflammatory response. Lineage: Eukaryota; Metazoa; Chordata; Actinopteri; Characiformes; Serrasalmidae.